This is a messenger RNA of Pogonomyrmex barbatus (red harvester ant), 1210 nucleotides long. RefSeq lists its product as uncharacterized. The record is from RefSeq and is a predicted model, not a curated record. Gene Ontology annotation, cellular component: membrane; respiratory chain complex I; mitochondrion. NCBI's taxonomy places the organism in Eukaryota, Metazoa, Arthropoda, Insecta, Hymenoptera, Formicidae. Gene Ontology annotation, biological process: mitochondrial respiratory chain complex I assembly.
UCUUUUUUUUCAAUACGGAAAGAAAAAUCCUGUUCUUUUAAAUUGAACGAAACUUUUUGUACGGAUUUUAUUUUUCCUAUUUUUCUUUCUGUGUUGGAGAAAAAAGAUGAACUGUGCAAGAAGUUUAAUUAAAAAGAAUAGGUCUGAUAAAAGUGUAGCUUCAAGUGAAAUCAAAUAUUAUUAAAUCAUGAAUGUACAUACAUGUCUAUGACAUUAGGAUGAUGAUAAAUUAAUAAAGUUAAUAUUAUAUUAUGAGCUAACCGUUUAUUAUUUUAAUAGCCGAGAAACUUUCAUAAGCUUGUUGAACUUGAAUAUUACUUGGUCGGUGCUUCGGACGUGGCAGCGCGCUGUCAUUUUGUGUCUUCCGCGAAUCAGCGGAAAUUAAGUCUCUCGGCGCUGCCAAUCUAAUUAAACAAAAAACUAUCAAGCUCGUCUCAAAAGUUACCAGAAUUCAAGGCGCGGAUCGUAAAGUGAGGAUGGAAUUCUAACCUAAGAAGCAAAUCACGGUCCUGUAAUUUGUGUGUACAUAUAACGAACGUACAAUAUGGCUAAAGAACGAGGUGUGCUGAAAAUACUUUGGAACAGAUUUGUGUCUUCGUUUAAGCCGAAGUACUUUCGUCGCAAACUGAUGGGCGAAGAUUAUUAUGGCACGAAGUAUUACGAGGAAGAGAUUCGCUAUUCCGCUCGGAAAAUACCUCCACGGUAUUUCGUUCCAGUAAACAAAGAUGAUUUUGAACAGGAACUGCCUGCGGAAUGGGAGUCCUGGUUGAGAUACCGCAGAAAAGAUCCGCCUACGCGAGAAGAAAUAGAAGCCAAUUAUCAAUUAGCAAUCACCAAGAAAAAGAAUGCCGCGAAACUUUUAACAGGGAACCAACCGAAAAAUGAAGACUCUCAAGAUCUCGCUCCAUCUACUUCCCAAACAGCUAAUCCUGAAAAUUUUCCAGUCUAUGAAGAGUAUAAAAAUGCUGGUAAUAGUUAUGUACCAAAAGAUGCAUACAAAUAAUCAACAUGCCACUAGCAAAAUUUAAAGGAAAGUCUAUUUCUUUUAGAGGAAUUUAUUUAUGCAAUAAAAUAUUUGAACUUUGCAAUAGUUUCGAGUAUUCAAGUAUUUUAGACAAAUUUUGUUUUUCAACAUAGAUUACAGAUUUUAUGUAGAUUUAAAGUUUGAAUGUUACUAAUUAUUCUCCUUAAAUAAAUUAUCUUGUAAAUA